Fusarium poae is the source of this 555-nucleotide messenger RNA. RefSeq lists its product as uncharacterized. The transcript has 2 exons. Gene Ontology annotation, cellular component: cytoplasm. The coding region runs from base 1 to 555 and encodes 184 amino acids. Gene Ontology annotation, molecular function: phosphatase activity. NCBI's taxonomy places the organism in Eukaryota, Fungi, Ascomycota, Sordariomycetes, Hypocreales, Nectriaceae. The record is from RefSeq and is a predicted model, not a curated record.
AUGACUAGAGUUCAUAUCUUGCGCCAUGGACAAGCCCGUCACAACAGCGUAGAAAGAGGCUAUCCACACCGCGACCCUCCCCUCACAGACCUAGGCACACGACAAGCCAAAAACGUCCAACAAACCCUCAAAGUGAAACCCGAUCUGAUCAUCGUGUCGCCCAUGACAAGAACAAUCCAAACAAUGUAUAUUGUGUUUCGAUAUCUUCUCAUUACAGAAGAUACAGAGAUUCAGGUCUGGCCUGACUUACGCGAGGCCCACGACGCUCCCUGCAACAAGGGCGUUGCGCGUGCAGACUUGGCGGCAAAGUUUCCCCAUCUUGACUUGUCAGGGUGUCCAGAGCGCUGGGAUUUUCCGGCUCAUACCCCUGGAGAUGCGACGGUACGUGCCGAGAAGGUUCGGCAGAGGGUUAGGGAGAUUGCCAAGGCGGGGAAAUACAAGGAUAUUGUGCUUGUAACGCAUCGGGGAUUUGCUGCAUUCAUGGUUCAAGGUGAACGGUUUAGUGUUUGUGGUGAGAGAUCUCUCAACUACUGGUCACGACAUUGUGCUAAUUAA